Messenger RNA from Pantherophis guttatus, 1902 nucleotides. RefSeq names its product golgin A7 (gene GOLGA7). Gene Ontology annotation, cellular component: Golgi stack; palmitoyltransferase complex. NCBI's taxonomy places the organism in Eukaryota, Metazoa, Chordata, Lepidosauria, Squamata, Colubridae. The record is from RefSeq and is a predicted model, not a curated record. Gene Ontology annotation, biological process: Golgi to plasma membrane protein transport; protein targeting to membrane; peptidyl-L-cysteine S-palmitoylation.
GGGGGGUGGCUUUUGCGACAAGCCGUAAAGCGGGGGAGUUUGCGUCGUCGGCGGAGCGACGCUCUGGAAGCGGAGGAAGGAGAAGCGGCCGCGGCGGAGGGGCUCUGCCCACUGGCCAGUUUGAGCUGCGAGAUGAGGCCACAGCAGCCGCCUGUUGCCAGCAAAGUCUUCAUCCAAAGGGACUACAGCAGUGGCACUAAGUGCCAGUUCCAGACCAAAUUCCCCCCAGAGUUGGAAAAUCGGAUUGACAGGCAACAGUUUGAAGAAACCGUACGGACCCUGAAUAACCUUUAUGCCGAAGCGGAGAAACUUGGAAGCCAGUCUUACCUGGAAGGGUGCUUGGCUUGCUUGACUGCUUACACUAUAUUUCUGUGCAUGGAGACACAUUAUGAGAAGGUUCUAAAGAAAAUUGCCAAGUACAUUCAGGAGCAAAACGAGAAGAUCUACGCUCCACAAGGCCUCCUGUUGACUGACCCCAUUGAGCGGGGACUAAGAGUUGUUGAAAUUACCAUUUAUGAAGACAGAGGUGUGAGCAGUGGAAGAUAAACCUUUGAUGUCAAAGGGACUAGCGAACUGGUUUCCGCUCGUUUUCUUUCUUCUGUCCUAGCACCCUUUCCCCUGCUUCCCUGAACUCCACAGUGCCAUUUACACAAGGACUAACUUUUCAGAAGCUCCUGUCUUUUCGUGGGGGGAGCCCAGCUCAGUUGGGCAGCAUCCGUCUUGCUUUGUUCUGCCGGAAGCUCCAGCGUCCCUCAAGGGGCUAGUUCCUUUGGCCCAGUCGAGCAGUCACAGACAGCAGGCAGAAGACCAACUGGGAAUGACCAACCCAAGGCAGCGGGAAUUCUCUCUGUGGACUCUGGGCUUCUAUCCGCUUCUGGAGAAGAAAGCAAGCGUGCGUCGCGUUUCCGAAAACGAGGCCUCUCUUUAUGAAGUACAACCUGCUGAUUUGUCGAGAAGGGACCCCAAGCCCCCAUCUUUCCUGACUGACUCCACUAAGAAAUCGCAAAAGUUGUUUUUUUUUUUUUUUUCAUUUUCAUUUUUCCUGCUGACGUAUUUUGGGAUAUGGAGCCUCCUGCUCCAUAUCAGUGUACAUUUCGUAAGAACAAGCCGUCAGCCGUGUGUUAAAAGACAUGAGGAAAACACGGCAGCCCCAAAAAUUCUUCAUUGUUAGCAAAAGUGUCACUUCUCGGCUCUCCUCCACCCUUAAAUGUUCAAUAUGUAAAUGUAGGUAAUGAAUAUGGUUUUGGGGUUUUAUAGAUGUUUUAGUUUAGGGCAAACAGGUUUUAGGACAACCUGGAAACGGUGUUCGCUGCGUCAGCUAUUUCUCCUUUCUCAAAUGUCGUCUCUGCAGUACUUCUACUUGUGCUCAACAUUCCAGCGUGAUGCUUUAACAAAAAUACCUGGAACAUUUUACCCCUGUAUCAAAAAAUGAUAAUAAUCAAAGGUUCUUUGUCCCGUUCCUUCUUUUCUGUCAAAUGUGGGUUACUCUGUGUAUCUCUUUGACUCUCAAACGGCAAAGUCAUUCUGCUGUGUGGAAGUUUGCUAUUCUCUCGUGACCAGGUAUUAAGGAAUUUGCCAAACAAGACCAGUUUUAAAACUGGUGGCAUAGUUUGUCUGUUUGUUCGGUUUUUUUUUUUCCUUUGAGCAAUAGAAGAGACGCCGAUAGUGGAUCAAGGUUUUCAGGUGUAUUAAUUCUUCAGUUCCCUUUCUUCAUUGUUUUUUCUUUAUCCUGUUUAAAAGUUUAAUAUUUGAAAUCUAUAUAUAUAUAUAUACACUCGUGAGUUGUUUUUUCUAAUCUGUAAAAUCUGUAACAGUAUUUUGCCUUUUGCACCCGUUACAAUUGACUUUGGGAAAUAAUGGCUUAGUAACCUUUUUUCUUAAAUAAAUGGUCAUUUGCUAGAA